Molecule: messenger RNA, 594 nt
Organism: Acanthosepion pharaonis
Lineage: Eukaryota; Metazoa; Mollusca; Cephalopoda; Sepiida; Sepiidae
Source: the annotation of a GenBank genome assembly
AUGAUUUUCUUUUUACUUGUCACUUAUUUUCUCAUAUUUUGUUUUUUUUUUCUCUUACAUUUAACAUCCAAAUCCUAUGCUCACUUCUCUAUAUUUCCUUAUCUUUUCUUUUGUAUUUCUUCUUUUCGUCAUUAUCUUUGUUCUCUUCCUCUCUCUCUUUACCUAUCUCUCCAUUUCUCUCAAACACUCUCUCUUUAUCUAUAUUUCUCUCUUGCUCUCUCUCUCUAUCUCUCUAUUCUAUCCCUCUCUUUCCCUUUAUCUAUCUACAUUUCUCUCUUACUCUCUCUCUAUCUCUCUAUUCUCUUCCUCUCUCUCCCUUUAUCUAUCUAUAUUUAUCUUUCUAUUAUCUCUGUUUCUGUCUCUGUCUCUCUCUAUAUUCGGCUAUUUUUUUUUUCUGAGAAAUACAAAUCACCAGCAUCGCAUCUAACACCGCCGACCCUGUGCAGCUUUCUAUCUGACGCUCCGUUGCAGGGAUACUCCUAUGAGACACUUGUUUAUGCUCCCCUAACCAUGGCCAACUACAUACCCACACGUUUUUUCUAUUUUUAUCCCAAAUCAUUUUCUACAUCCCUUUCACUCGUGACGGUUUACUAA